AUGGCCCCGCGCGCCCGGCGGCGCCGCCCGCUGCCCGCGCUGCUCGCGCUCUGCGCGCUGCUCGGCCGGCUGCAGGUGACUUUGCAGAUCACCCCUCCUUGCACCAGUGAGAGGCAUUACGAGCAUUUUGGACGAUGCUGUAACAAGUGUGAACCAGGAAAGUACUUGUCUUCCAAGUGCACUGCCGCCUCGGAGAGCGUCUGUCUGCCUUGUGGCCCGGACGAAUACCUGGACACCUGGAACGAAGAAGACAAAUGCUUGCUGCAUAAAGUGUGUGACACAGGCAAGGCCCUGGUGGCGGUGGAGCCCGGCAACCGGACGGCCCCCCGGCGCUGCGCCUGCACCUUGGGGUACCACUGGAGCCGGGACUGCGACUGCUGCCGCCGCAACACCGAGUGCGCGCCCGGCUUCGGCGCCCAGCGCCCGGUGCAGCUUGACAAGGACACGGUAUGCCAGCCCUGCCUUGCAGGCCACUUCUCAGAUGCCUUCUCAUCCACAGAAGAAUGCAAACCCUGGACCAACUGCACGACCCUUGGAGGCUCCGUAGCUCAUCCUGGAACGGAUAAGUCAGACGUCAUGUGCAGCUCUUCUCUGCCAUCCAGGAAACCGCCAAAUGAACCCCAGAUCUACUUGCCGGGUUUAAUCAUCCUGCUUCUCUUCACAUCUGUGGCAGUGGUUGCUGCCGUCAUCUUUGGUGUUUACUACCGGAAAAAAGGGAAGGCACUCACAGCUAAUUUGUGGCACUGGGUCAAUGAGGCAUGUGGUCGCCUACGAGGAAACAAGGAGUCCUCGGCCCGCAGCUGCAGCCACACUCAGGUGGAAGCCUCGAGUCCACGUGAAUUUUGUGAUGGCGUCCUACUGCUGACUCUGAAAGAGAAGAUAUUUUCUGAAGAUAUGUGCUGUCCAGAUGGUGCUGGUGUCUGCGGGGAUGCCAGCGCGGGCAGUGGACCCUGUGCCCAGAGCGAAGAUUCCAGGAUGCUCACUUUGGUCAGCGAGACAGAGGGGGACCCCUUCAGGCAGAUGCCCAUGGAAGAUGAAUACAUGGACAGGCCCACCCAGGCCCCAGACUCCUUCCUGCUCCUCACUCAGCCUGGAAGCAGGUCCACGCCCCCUUUCUUGGAGCCCCUAGAGGUGGGAGAGAAUGACAGUUUGAGCCACUGCUUCACCGGGACAGAGAACACAGUGGAUUCUGGAAGCUGCACCUUCAUGGAACCCGUGAGCAGGACUGACUGGCCCCCUGUGACCUCCGAAAAGUACUUGCAAAAAGAGGUGGAGCAUGGUGGCCACCCACACUGGACAGCCAGCCCCAGCUCUGCAGACGACUGUGCAGGCUGCGGGCACCCUCCGGGGGCAGAGCAGACACCCUUCCUGGGGGCCCCCCAGAGUGGACCCUUGCCCCAGUGCGCCCAUGGCAUGGGCCUUCCGUCUGUAGAAGCCGCUGAUGGGGCCUCGCCAGGAGGCUUGCCCAUGGAUGGCGCGGACGGCAGUCACCCUGGCUCAGGGAGGGGAGGCCCUGGGCCUGGAAGCCCCUCUGGGGACCAGCCACCUGCAUCUGGAAAUGUGACUGGAAACAGUAACUCCACGUUUAUUUCCAGCGGGCAGGUGAUGAACUUCAAGGGCGACAUCAUCGUGGUCUAUGUCAGCCAGAACUCGCAGGAGGGGCCGGCGGGCGGCGGCGCCGGGGAGCCGGCGGGCCGCCCGGUGCAGGAGGAGAGCCCGCCCUGCUGCGCCUCGUUCGCGGGCCUGGGGCCGCGCUUCGCGGAGGAGCGGCCCGGCCCGGGGCAGCAGGAGUGCGGCGCCCCGGGGCCCGACAAGGCGUCGCGGCCGGUGCAGGAGCAGGGCGAGCCCGGGGCGCGGCGCUGA
This is a messenger RNA of Talpa occidentalis (Iberian mole), 1863 nucleotides long. It is a transcript of the gene TNFRSF11A, whose product is annotated as TNF receptor superfamily member 11a. Gene Ontology annotation, molecular function: cytokine binding; tumor necrosis factor receptor activity. Gene Ontology annotation, cellular component: external side of plasma membrane. Gene Ontology annotation, biological process: response to interleukin-1; multinuclear osteoclast differentiation; lymph node development. The coding region runs from base 1 to 1863 and encodes 620 amino acids. The transcript is spliced from 10 exons. The record is from RefSeq and is a predicted model, not a curated record. Lineage: Eukaryota; Metazoa; Chordata; Mammalia; Eulipotyphla; Talpidae.